Sparassis crispa is the source of this 1617-nucleotide messenger RNA. RefSeq lists its product as hypothetical. NCBI's taxonomy places the organism in Eukaryota, Fungi, Basidiomycota, Agaricomycetes, Polyporales, Sparassidaceae. The coding region runs from base 1 to 1617 and encodes 538 amino acids. The record is from RefSeq and is a predicted model, not a curated record. The transcript has 4 exons.
AUGUGUGUCCCCACUGUGCGUGCAAUUCGGCACACGUUCGUUGCCCCUCUCCACAGCACCUCGACCGCCGACACCCUCCACCACCUGCAUUCUCGCCAAUGCGACCACCAUGCGGACCUGCUGUUGGAAUGCCAAUACCGCGCCUGGCCCACUGCAAAACACACGGCCCCGCUGCGCGUGCCGCCACCUCAACCCUCUCCCUCACACUUCAUGACCGCGCGCGGCUUAACCAACACGCGGACCUCCCAGCGCGCGAAUCCCAAUGCUGCACCUAGCCUAUCGCACAACACGUGCACCCGCUCGGUGCGUAUUUUUCUCUGCUAUUUUGCUUACAUUUUGCUGACAUCCAGCAAUGCCAACACGGUGCCUCGCCCGACCAAAACGCGUGCCUGCACUGCGCGCGCAAUUCCGCACGCGUUUGCGCCCCUCUCCACAGCACCUCGACCGCUGACACCCUCCACCACCUACUCUCGCCAACCGGACCACCACGCGGACCUCCUGUUCGAAUGCCAAUAUCGCGCCUGGGCCGCCCGGACCUCCCAUUCGAAUGCCAAGGCCACACCUCGCCCCUCGCAAAGCACGCGCCUGCGCUGCGUACGCAAUUUCCUCCACACUCUCACCCCCGUUUCGGGACCGCGCCCAGACAGUGAAUGCCGAUGGACAUGCCCCAACAGUCGCACCGCGAACAACUCCCACCUCACCCGAUUUCCUCUCGCAACUGCCACCAUGGCCUCCGUCACUGAUGCUCCUGCAACCACCCCUGGCAGCAAACGCAAGAUGAGGCAUCUGUUGCCGUCCGCGCCAGUGCCUUCACCCGCAAAAAGGCAGAAGCCCGAAGACAGCGACGACAUACGUCUGGACCACGUCUCGAUCGCCACUGCACACGACAUCAUCAAUCUCGCGACUGCAGACCCCACAGCACUCCACUUUGUCACCAUUGGAGCCUCCGACUACCUUCAGCUCAAGACGAGCACCCAUCUCAUGCUCUUCUCUGUCGUCGGCUCUGUUACCCACAGCGACCUGAUCAGUCCGAGCGGUCGCAGCCGUCAACUCUGCGUUGCACCAUCAGCACUCACCUGGCCACGUGCGGCUGCCGUCCUGGGUGCCAUUCUCAACAGACGAACACUCGUCUUCCCGUCGUUCCAUGCCGGCCUCUCCUUCUCGACAAGGUUGACCACCGGCACCUCAAACACUCCAACCAAGAUCCGCGGCAUGGCUCCCGCCACUCCGGUGAACGCACAACGCGGUCCACCCCCCGUGCUGCCGGCCAAUCGAGAUGUGCCGACUUUCGACGGGUGUAAGCCCUUCAAGUUCUCCAUGCGCUCCAUAUUGAUUCUUCCCAAAAUCCACGACGAUCUCUCCACAGAGUCUGCCGUCCUCCUGCUCUUCACUCUUGGGAAGUACAUCAAGAGCCACCCUGAACUCGAUGACGAAAACGCCGACACCACUAUCUCCCUCAACAUCCAAUCCAUCGUCCUUCUCGCCAAUCCAGGAUUGAUGCCCCGCGGCUUCCUCGAGGACGAGCCCAUGCCCCUCCUCGGAGUCUUCCGACCGAAUUCCGAGCCUGACCAACACCACUCGGAUGACAGCGACGACGACGAUGCCUCGCUCGUCUAG